AGGAACAUCAAAAAGCUGCAUUCGUACCGACUUCCUGCUUAAUCAGUCAUGCUUUCGCGAGAACAUAUGAAACUCGGCUUGCUCCUGGCCAUCACGCUGGCUUGCACAGGGUCACUCUUCACAUCUCAAAGCAUAGCAAUGGGCAACCCCUCCAUGCGCGUUCUCGCAACUGGAGUUGAAAAGUUCUGUAUAGAGUCUCAAGAAAAGGCCAUACAUUGCGAAAAAAGUAUGAAAAAAGAUCCUAUGGGCUCGUCGAUGACAACUGAAAAUUGCUCUAGUCACCAAAAGACUGCACAAAAGUGCGAGAAAGUGGUCCGGAAAGCCUUUCAUGAUAUAAACAUGGGUGGAUGUCCAAAACAAAUCAAGAUAUUGACUCUUUGUGAAGACGAAUGGUGCCACCAGCACGACACUACCUCUUGCCAGAAAGAAUGCGCAGUUGUUAGACAACAGUUAUCGAUUUGCGUAAAGCAACGCGUAAUGCACCAUUUCAAGCGGAAUGGAUUGAAAGAAAAUGGGAGCUCCGCAUGAUAUAGAUCAAGGUCACAAGGACGAAUUCUCUUCUACGGUGUAGAGUCUCWAAAUUGAGCAAGGGGGCACGAAGAAUUUAAACAAGCGUUUGAGGACGGCAAGAUGGUGACGAUACAGCACUGUCUUUUUCGUACGAGAGCAAAGCAAACAACCUAAGACGUCGACUGCAAAUCUUGGGGCUCGUUAAUUUUUUUGUUUGUUUAUCACUUUCUUCAACUAUCCCAAUAAUCAUCUUCGAAAAGUUUCAGGAUCUUUUUGCGCUGUAAAGCAUCAGAUCCUGACUGUUCGUCACUCCACGUGGCAAAGUCUGCUGCCUUCAAAACCGAUGAACAAAAAUGGCGAUGAAAUCAUCAGAGAGUGUUACAAAAAUACUAUCGCCACUGUAUCCACAAUGCAUGACCAUAGAAUACAGUAGCCACUCAACAAACUUACUAAUUGCUUCGCCAUCAGAAUGUCGCCGUCGUCUUCAGUGGGGGCAAUUUCUUGAAGCCAUUCAACAACGUCGAUUCGACUGAAGGCCACAGCAUGAGUCAAUGGCGUAUUUCCUCCAUAGUUCGGAACAAAGAAGUCCACACCGACGACUUCAAAAAGGUAUCUGCAGACCUCAAGAUUGCCUCCGCUAGCAGCCCAGUGCGCCACGGUGCAGCCAUUUCGGUUAGAAAGAUCCCAUUUAGCACGGUAUCUUACCAUAAGUUUUACUGUGUCCAAACUACCAGACCAAGCUGCCCACAUCAACGGUGAAUUUCCGUCCUUCGUUUGUUGAUUCACAAGUUCUUUGGCGCUUGUAACGAUUUCRUCCUUACCGAGAGAAUCUUUCUUGAGACGAUCACAUUCUGACAAGAUGUGUUGGCAUAAAUGAAAGUGCCCCCCGGUACCAAAUUCCCCGCUAGUUGCGCCGGCACAUGCCCAAUGAAGAGGUGUAGCACCAUCUCGUUCUGUCUUUUCUAAAAGUCUGUCUGGAAAGUAAGGUAAAAGCGUUUCGAAAGCUUCUGCGUUUCCCGAACCAGCUGCCCAAUGAAGUAACGUUGUCCCACGGAUGUCUUUUUCCAAAGGAUUGGCACCGUGUUUAAUCAAUAGUUCUAAAACCUCUUUAGACGUAAUGUUGACGUGUUCGAGCGGCCAGGGGUUACUUGCUUGGACCAAUUCACCUCUGCACGCUGCCAUUAGCCCUCUGCCAAAAAUAAAAUGAAAUGCUUCGA
Pseudo-nitzschia multistriata is the source of this 1727-nucleotide messenger RNA. The record is from the annotation of a GenBank genome assembly. NCBI's taxonomy places the organism in Eukaryota, Bacillariophyta, Bacillariophyceae, Bacillariales, Bacillariaceae.